Morchella sextelata is the source of this 291-nucleotide messenger RNA. RefSeq lists its product as uncharacterized. The coding region runs from base 1 to 291 and encodes 96 amino acids. NCBI's taxonomy places the organism in Eukaryota, Fungi, Ascomycota, Pezizomycetes, Pezizales, Morchellaceae. The transcript has a single exon. The record is from RefSeq and is a predicted model, not a curated record.
AUGCCGACCUGGUUGGAAUAUGCUACUAUCGAUUAUGCCACUGUCGAGUAUGCUGCUAUCGGGACUCCGUUGUAUAUAGCCGCUGGUUUCCAUGUGGCCGGACGUCGACCGGCCGGAGCUUCCAGGCGUCAGCUGUUGGCUGGCUGGGCUUUCGGAAACAUCAGCAUCAACUCUUUCAACGUUGCUACCAGAGUUGCGGAUAUGUGGUGGCCGGACGUCGACUCGCCAGUCAGAAACAGCGGCGUCAACAUUGCCAUAAGAAGAAUUGCAGAUAUCCGGUGGCCAGGCUAG